Molecule: messenger RNA, 2265 nt
Organism: Pseudogymnoascus verrucosus
Lineage: Eukaryota; Fungi; Ascomycota; Leotiomycetes; Thelebolales; Thelebolaceae
Exons: 5
Coding region: 30-2183 (717 amino acids)
Source: RefSeq, a predicted model, not a curated record
ACCUAAGUUCAACGUACGGGUGAGAAACUAUGUCUGUACCAAGGGACCCAGCGGGCAAGCUUCUUUUCACGUUUGGUGAUUAUUGCGCUCUCUGCCGUGAGACUCUGCCUGAGCCCAAUUCCGAGAUUGGCUUCGUUCCUCCACUGAGUGAUGCCUGGCAGUACAAGGUCAUCGGACUCUAUAAUAUCGCAAGUACAGACAAGCCGUCUAGAAUAGUUGCUGCCUUUGGGGAUUUGGCAAACGCUGUUUGUUUCGAGGAAAUAGCUGUAGAUUUCGCCAGUGGCCAGUCUUUGGCCCUGAAAGUCGAGAUUAACCACCGAACACGGAAUAAAGAUAGAAUUGCUCACCUUGUUCAUCUCCCGUGUUGGAAAUUGAUAAAGGCAUUGGAUUCUGAUCUCAGUCUUCGGUCAAUAUAUGAGUUUGCAGAGUCGACAUAUUCUUUGUUCAAGACUUCACAUGUCCCAGAGGGUCAAGAUAUCACAGCCACGGGAUUCACAGGCUUCAUCGAUGAGAACGCCAGCCAAUCAAACUUGGGAAAGUUUCUUAAUCGCAUAUCUAGGUUGCCACUAGAACUUCAGCUAGUGAUAUCAGAAGCUUGCCCUUCGAACUUGAUAUCGUCGCUCGUAACAGUGGCUCACACAUCUUUUACACUUGUCAGCGCAUUCAAGUGCAGCCAAGGUCAACGACAUAUUGAGCUUAUAUGCCACUCAGAUGUCAAGACCCUUUCCGCUACGACUGUGUCAAUAUUCGGCAACACAUAUAUAUCAUCCUUGAGAUUUAACGAACUAAGUGAGGGUUCAGAAAAAGUUCAAGUAAAAGAGUCAGAGGUUACAGGUAUCAAGUUUGCAAUUGGCCGUUAUGGGCUCAAGGCACUUCGUAUUUGUUAUGCUUCCAAUGAGUCGUCUGAUUGGCUUGGGGACCCAAGAGCCGGAUGGAUUGGAGUAAUGCGCGGGACUGACAUUACAAGUCUGCGUAUUCUGCGCGAUGAUCUGAAAUGCAUCCGGGUAGGUUUCAUGCAUGGCUCACCAAUGAGAGAGCAGCGUGGACUUUUGUUGGAUAAAGAUCUCUCCUUUAGAUUUGGAGACUGUCAUCGCACCCUAGAUAUAACGGAUUCACUAUCGAUUAGAAGCUUCCCUAAGUGGCGAAUGUGCAGGUACCUUCCAUUUUUUGAUGAGACAGGUUACAUAUCUAGCCUCACAAUGUACUGCAACGGCCACUCUAUAACGGGUAUGGCAGCAUCUGGCUCUGGCCUCUCACUUCGAUCAAUUGGCGAAUGCAGUGAUAAACGUCACCCUGUACAUAUCUAUCUUCGGCCGGACGAGCGUAUUGAAUCUAUUUGGCUCCGAAUGCCAAACCCUAAAUCCAACACGUGGCAUAGACCGAACAUCAUGAUUUUGACCAACUUAAAUCGAACACAACUUUUUGGGCCCUCACUGGUACAUGCCUCUGGAUUUUACGGAGACAAGCGAUAUCAAUGGACACUAUUAAACAAGGGCCCUGGAUAUAGACCUACAGGCAUUUUUUUUGAUGCACUUAGAAGAGAUGGUGUCUCCCAAAGAAUCGACAACAUAGGUAUUACUCAACGCGCUAGACUGGAGGUGCAGGGGAUUUAUCCGACGGUUCCAAUGCUCACACUGGAAUUAAAUACAGACGAGCCGAGAAAGAGAUUUGUAAAUUGCUACCUCACAGUUGCAAGCUUUGCGCAUGUCAAAGAAUUAAGAGUAAGCAGGACAGGCCCUCAGAUAUCCGGAAUGGCAAUACAUCACCAUGAUGGAAGUAUUGAUGUCCUCGGAAAGUGGGGCAGACUGUCACUUGGUUUUCCUUCAAAAACCGAGCAGAUCUAUCACUGCAAAGAUGGAACACUUACCAGCAUAGCUUUUGGAUUCUCGGGUGGUGAAGAUGAGGCAAAAUUGGUCGAUACAAUAUUCCUCGCCAUUGACCACAAACCGCGUAUUAAAGACGUGGUCCCACAAUCGAAGAUUGUCGUGGAGUUUCAAGUCGACGAGGCAGACCCUCCUACAGUAAUGUGGUUGUCUAACGUAGCUCAUGAUCAUGUUGAUCUUUGGAAUGGCGAGUACCUGCCGCCUAACAUGUAUAUGUCGACCCACGAGUAUCGUAUAACAGAGUUUGAGGUAAAGGCAGUAGGGAAAAAAAAAAUUCCCAUGAAGGAGGCUUCCAACUAGAUUUAUUGUGCUGUGUUCCUUUUGGGGGCUGGGAUUCCAUCGGCGUCAGUGAUAGUUCUGAAUGAUAAUUCUGUAGUUACAC